AUGUCUAUACAUCAACCCAGGACUGAUAUAUUUGAGCUGUUUCAUAUGGUACUGGUAUUAUCACGAGGUAAAACUGUGUAUUUUGGUGAGGCUCCGGAAAUGAUUCAAUAUUUUACAGAUCUUGGCUUCCCCUGUCCUCAGUUGACCAACCCUUCUGACUUUUACCUUGAUUUGGCGACGAUUGAUGUAACAUCGGAAGAGAAGGAGAAAAGAACUUCGGAAGUUUUAAAGAAUCUCUGCCAAGCUCAAAAAGAUGCCCAGGAGAAGCAGGAAGCACCGGAACCAGUUAGUAAGGAACUCAGUGAUCACACAGUAGCCGGUGCUAUGAGGAAUCAUAUUGGGUAUCCCGGGUUUUUCACACAAUCUUCUGUCCUAGCUAGACGCCAUUUUAAGAACAGUGUAAUAGAUUACUGGUGUUUAUUAGCUCAGGGUAUCCAGGCUUUACUCGUAUCGUUAGUAGUAGGAGCUGUAUUUUAUCAUAUAGCUGGUGAUCAACAUGGUUUAUACGACAGAUUCGCUUUCUUCUUCACGCUCUGUGGUUUUUAUGGUUAUUCUAUCUCUCAAGAUGUUAUCACACGCAAUGCUGUUGAAAGAAAUUAUUUAUAUUUUGAACUACAAGAUAAGAUGUAUGGACAUUUUGCUUAUUACGUUGCCAAG
Messenger RNA from Lottia gigantea (owl limpet), 657 nucleotides. RefSeq lists its product as hypothetical. NCBI's taxonomy places the organism in Eukaryota, Metazoa, Mollusca, Gastropoda, Lottiidae. The transcript is spliced from 5 exons. Gene Ontology annotation, cellular component: plasma membrane. Gene Ontology annotation, biological process: cholesterol homeostasis. The record is from RefSeq and is a predicted model, not a curated record. Gene Ontology annotation, molecular function: ABC-type transporter activity. The annotation marks the transcript as partial.